AUGGAGGUGAAACGUGCCGAACCAAGAGGCCAGCACCAGCUGAAUCAUAACCAAGGCUACCACCAGCAACAGCAGCAGCCCCCACAGCAGCAGCAACAGCAGUUUAACCCAUACAAUACAUACGGUCAAUUCCCCAUGCAAAUGCCUGGAGGUAAUAACAUGCCCAAUUUCCAGGGUGCUUCUCCAGAAAUGAUGCAAGAGUAUUGGCAAAGAAUGCAGUGGUAUAUGUUUCAGCAACAGCAAGCUGCACAAGGCGAAGGUAACCAACAAGAUCAGCCUCAUCAGCAGCCUUUGAACCCUCAACAACAAGGUGCUGAGGAUAACGAGGGCGAAUACGAACUGAAUGACACAGGAAGAUACGAAAGUGACAAUAGUGGUCGUGACAGUGGUCGUGACAGUGGUCGUGAUAGCGGUCGUGAUAAUGGUGGCCGUAAUGGAGGUGGUCGUGAUAACGGUAGAGGACGCAGACCCAGCGACCGUACACCUCCUUCUGGCCCAAGUGGUGACAACGGAGGUAGAAGAAACCUACCAAAGGGCCCUAAGCGUGCCCCACCAUCAGGUCCUUCUAGUGGAAGAUCAAGAGGAGGCUACAAGCGUGGUGGAUACCACCCUUACGGAAAGAAGGGAAGGAAAUAA
Molecule: messenger RNA, 636 nt
Organism: Candidozyma duobushaemuli
Lineage: Eukaryota; Fungi; Ascomycota; Pichiomycetes; Serinales; Metschnikowiaceae
Exons: 1
Coding region: 1-636 (211 amino acids)
Source: RefSeq, a predicted model, not a curated record